AUGAAGUUCUUUUCUUCCCUUUUGGCAUUCUCCCUUGUGGGCCUAGUCUCUGCCCAAGCUCUUUCUGAAGAAGAGCAAUUAGCUAAAGUCGCUGCUGCUGAUAUUUUACAUCCAGAUGAACGUGAAGGACAUUACGUUGAUCCAAAUGAACAAACUCCAUUUUUAUUCGAUAUUGAUUAUAAUAUCGUUAAUAAACCAAAUGCUGCUGUUUUAGAAUUCUAUAACGGUGAAGAAAUCGUUUUGAAUUAUACUUUCACUAAUCAUGAAGAUUCAGAAGUUACUCUUGUUGGUCUUGGUGGUCAAUUUACUAAUCCUGCUAAUGGUCAAACUGUUGCAAAUAUUACUGAUGCUAAAUUAGGUCCUUUAAUUGUCCCAUCAGGUGAAUCUCAAGUUUUCACUCAAAGAUUAGGUAUUAAUUUACCAGAAACUAAUUAUUUAUUAGUUCCAGGUAUUUAUAUUGUCAAAGAUAAUUCUUUAGCUUUAUUAUCUGCUAGAUCUCAAUUAGCUAUUGUUACUGAAGCUUCAAUUUCAAUUUUCAAUCCUCAAUUAUUAUUCUUGGAAUUCUUAUUACUUGCUACUUUAAGUGUUGGUGCUUAUUAUGUCUAUAUUAACUAUGGUGCUAGUUAUUUCAACACUGCUUCUAAAACUGCUACUACUCCACAAGUUGCUGGUAAAUCAGGUGAAAGACCAAAAAUUGUUACAACUGAUAGUGGUAGAAAAGUUGUUGAUGAAUCUUGGUUACCAGAACAUCAUGUUAAAAAAGUUAACAAAAAAAACAAAAAAGCUAAUUAG
Messenger RNA from Hansenula ciferrii, 792 nucleotides. It is a transcript of the gene IRC22, whose product is annotated as Irc22p. The transcript has a single exon. The coding region runs from base 1 to 792 and encodes 263 amino acids. The record is from RefSeq and is a predicted model, not a curated record. NCBI's taxonomy places the organism in Eukaryota, Fungi, Ascomycota, Saccharomycetes, Phaffomycetales, Wickerhamomycetaceae. Gene Ontology annotation, cellular component: endoplasmic reticulum membrane; endoplasmic reticulum.